AUGAAACCCCUUUCCAGAGACGUCGUCGUCGCGUUCCUGCAUUCCAAUUCUGAUCCAACGGUCAGGGCAUCCGGUCAGCCACCGACUACUACGUACGCACGCUGACCCAUUACCCGAUCACCAAUCAGCCGACUCCUUUACGGUCCACAUUCAAAUUUUCAACGGUCAAACAUUCAAUUCAAACCCUAUUCCUACCCUUUGAAAGUUUCUUACCCAUAACCCACAAUCACAAGCAAUAUAUAGUCCAACAUCUCCUACCCCAACAUCAUCAAACUAUACAGCUUCUACUUGUAACAAAAAUUAGCCCAUCAAAUUCUAUCCCAAUACCAACAUAUAUAGAGUCUUGCUUGAUUUCCAAAGAAAUUAGCAUCAGGAUCUUGCUUGUGUUUUCUGAUUUCGGCUAGAUAUAUAGAUUUGUGGUUCGUCGUAAUGACUUUCUUGUGGAGGCGGAGGAGGGGCGGCCGCGGUGGAGCUGGAAAAACUGAGGUUUUUAAAGGGAUCAAUCAAGAUAUGGAGCUCACAGUUCCUACACAUUUUAGGUGUCCGAUAUCACUUGACUUGAUGAAAGAUCCGGUCACGUUGUCGACUGGGAUCACGUACGAUAGGGAGAGUAUCGAGAAGUGGAUAGAUGCCGGGAACAUAACGUGCCCCGUCACCAACCAAGUCUUGAGAAACUUUGAUCAGAUCCCAAAUCAUUCCAUAAGAAAGAUGAUCCAAGAUUGGUGCGUUGAGAACAAGUCUUGUGGAGUUGAAAGGAUUCCAACACCUCGCAUUCCAGUCACCCCUUAUGAGGUUACCGAUAUUCGUUCAAGAAUCGUGGCGGCUGCACGACUUGGAGAUGCAAGAAAGUGCCAAGAAUUGGUAGGGAAGAUCAAGAAUUUGGCUAAGGAGAGUGAACGCAACAGGCGUUGCAUUGUUGGCAACCGGAUUGGCUCCGCAUUGGCAGAUUCAUUCGAGUCUUUUGCACGUUUUUCAGUCGAUACACACGUGAAUCUGCUGAAAGAAAUCUUGGCUGCAUUGACAUGGACGUUCCCACUAGACGAAGAAGGCAUUUCCAAGUUGAAAUCUGCAGUCUCUCUACGUUGCAUGGUGUGGUUUUUGAAAAGUGAAAAUGAUCUUUCCUCAAGACAAAACGCGAUUUGCGUGUUGAAGGAACUCAUUUCUGCCGAUGAGGCCUGUGUUGAUGGCCUAAUGGGAAUUGAGGACAUAGAAGAAACAUUGUUUCACACUGUCAAAGUCCCAAUUUGUCCUAAAGCUACCAAGGCAAGCCUAGUGAUAAUUUACAAGAUGAUCAAGUCAUCUAUAGGGACGAGGGGCGAAAUCGCGUUGAGGUUUAUCCGAAUGGGGCUAAUCCAUUUGAUUCUUGAAAUUCUUGUCGACGGUGACAAAAGCGUCUGUGAGAAAGCGUUAGUUGUCAUGGACAGUAUUUGCAGCUUGGAAGAAGGGAGGGAAAACGCGUAUGAGAACGCGCUAACCGUCCCAUUGCUAGUUAAAAAGAUCCUACGUGUGUCGGACACGGCCACGGAAUUCUCUAUUUCGAGUCUUUGGAAGCUUUGCUUGGGAGAAAAUGAGAGUGCCCUGGUUGAGGCAAUGCAACUUGGGGCUUUCCAGAAGCUAUUGGUAGUCUUGCAAAUUGGGAGUGGUGAAAGAACAAAGGAGAAGGUGACUGAGUUAUUAAAGCUGAUGAAUCUGUGUAGAGAUAAGGUAGAUUGCGUUGAUUCAUCUAUGGGAUUCAACUACAUUAAAAGGUCAAAUUGAUUUUGUAAUUUAGGCCAAGAAUUGAACUUUUGUUAGUGGGCAGUACAAACUGUACAGAGAAAAAGAAAAAAAACAGUACAGAAAUCAGUAUAUUGAAUUCAAUCAUCAGAAUUUUGUGGUAUUCUUUUGACAAUAUUUCACACUUUUUUGGCUUUAAAAUGUUGUAAUUCUUUGCCUUUUGUUGAAGUAUGUAAGUGAGAAGUCAUUUUUGACUCAA
Messenger RNA from Sesamum indicum (sesame), 1975 nucleotides. RefSeq names its product U-box domain-containing protein 21-like. The record is from RefSeq and is a predicted model, not a curated record. Gene Ontology annotation, molecular function: ubiquitin protein ligase activity. Gene Ontology annotation, biological process: protein ubiquitination. NCBI's taxonomy places the organism in Eukaryota, Viridiplantae, Streptophyta, Magnoliopsida, Lamiales, Pedaliaceae.